Messenger RNA from Salarias fasciatus (jewelled blenny), 768 nucleotides. RefSeq names its product LSM7 homolog, U6 small nuclear RNA and mRNA degradation associated (gene lsm7). Lineage: Eukaryota; Metazoa; Chordata; Actinopteri; Blenniiformes; Blenniidae. Gene Ontology annotation, biological process: nuclear-transcribed mRNA catabolic process; mRNA splicing, via spliceosome. The coding region runs from base 25 to 336 and encodes 103 amino acids. Gene Ontology annotation, cellular component: U12-type spliceosomal complex; catalytic step 2 spliceosome; spliceosomal tri-snRNP complex. Gene Ontology annotation, molecular function: RNA binding. The record is from RefSeq and is a predicted model, not a curated record. The transcript has 4 exons.
UUACUUCCGGGUCACACAGCAGCCAUGGCGGAAAAGGAGAAGAAGAAAAAGGAAAGCAUCUUCGAUUUGUCCAAAUACAUCGACAAGCCGAUCCGUGUGAAAUUCCAAGGUGGACGUGAAGCCAGUGGCGUCCUUAAAGGGUUUGAUCCUUUGCUGAACCUGGUGCUCGACGGAACAAUUGAGUACAUGCGUGAUCCAGAUGACCAGCUGAAGCUGACAGAAGACACCAGGCAGCUGGGGCUGGUGGUUUGCAGAGGGACCUCAGUCGUGCUCAUCUGCCCUCAGGAUGGCAUGGAGGCCAUACCAAACCCUUUUAUACAGCAGCAGGAUGGUUAACAAAAAUCAUGGGUGGGGAAAAAAAAUCAUGCACAUGCUUCUUCUUCUUUUUUUUUUUUUUUUGCCUUUUCAACUUUUGUAUUUGUUUCUACCAUUAUUGUAGUGCAUGCAACAAAUUUUGUUAAUCGGUAAAGACUUUUGCACUUCAGUUUCAUUUUUGUGCAAAUAUUUUUGUUGCGAUGCGCCCACAUGUUAUAGGGGUGAUAGCUGUAAGUUAGGAAUUCAAAAUGCACACCUUUUAUUGUUCUUUGUUUUAUCAUUGACCCAGAGUAUCAUUCUGGCACAGCUGUAAAGAUUUAAUUUCUUGGCUGGUCUGUACGCGGCUCAGGGUCCCUCUGGGCUGUUUAGCUUUCUAACUUGUCACUGCAUUCUCAAUUUGUUGAAACAAUGACUUUUGUUUUUGAUAAGAAAAUAAAGUCAAAAUGAAGUGCA